Messenger RNA from Penicillium coprophilum, 1506 nucleotides. RefSeq names its product glutamyl-tRNA(Gln) amidotransferase subunit HER2. NCBI's taxonomy places the organism in Eukaryota, Fungi, Ascomycota, Eurotiomycetes, Eurotiales, Aspergillaceae. The record is from RefSeq and is a predicted model, not a curated record. Gene Ontology annotation, cellular component: mitochondrion; glutamyl-tRNA(Gln) amidotransferase complex. Bases 1 to 1506 code for a protein of 501 amino acids. The transcript is spliced from 4 exons. Gene Ontology annotation, biological process: glutaminyl-tRNAGln biosynthesis via transamidation; mitochondrial translation. Gene Ontology annotation, molecular function: glutaminyl-tRNA synthase (glutamine-hydrolyzing) activity.
AUGUCCUUAUUGCGCGAAGCUGAGAGAUGCGUCGCUAAUCAAUAUGCACAUAAUUUCAAUGCCUUCAUAACCCCGCUGUCGCGCGCGGGACCAUGGCUGGACCGCGUAAAGGAAGCAGAUGUGCGCAAGGAAGAAGGGAAACCCAAGUCCGCAGUGGACGGCCGCUUGAUCUCCAUCAAAGACAAUAUCUGCACGCGCGACCUUCCAACUACCUGCGCCUCGGGAAUCUUGGAUAAAUUUACCAGCCCGUUCAAUGCCACCGUUGUCGAUCAACUAGAGGCCGCCGGGGCCAUUAUCGCCGGAAAGACAAAUUUGGACGAGUUUGGAAUGGGAUCAAAUUCGAUCAAUUCACAUUUUGGUCCUGUCAAGAACCCUCGUCGGGAUUCCAGCGGGGAAGACCUCUCCGCGGGUGGCAGCUCUGGUGGGAGUGCUGCCUCAGUCGCGGCCGAUCAAUGCUAUGCCUCACUAGGAACGGACACCGGAGGCUCGGUCAGACUUCCAGCUGCUUACACCGGGACAGUGGGAUUCAAACCGUCAUAUGGACUGAUCUCACGAUGGGGUGUGGUGGCAUAUGCCAAUUCUUUAGAUACUGUGGGUAUAAUGGGAAAAACCACAGCCAAUGUGCGAGAUAUCUUCGACAUCCUCAACCGACAUGACCCGCGCGAUCCUACCAGUCUCUCAAUAUCCUCCCGCUCUCGAAUCCAAGCAUUUCUCCAAACAUCACAAUCGGCCUCGCGGCUGACCUCGGCCCCUCUCCGAAUUGGCGUGCCAAUGGAGUAUAACGUUUCCGAGCUGACUCCCUCGGUCCGGCGAGCUUGGGCUCUUUCUUUGGCACACCUGAAGCAACAAGGACACAUCGUGCAUUCCGUCUCUCUGCCCGACACAAAACACGCAUUAUCUACAUAUUACGUCGUGGGACCUGCCGAAGCAUCUUCAAACCUGGCCAAAUACGAUGGAGUGCGAUACGGGACUCGCGCCGAAGGCCCAGAUGGCGACGGAAAGCCCGAUGGAUAUCUAUUCUCAAAUACCCGAGGACAAGGGUUCGGGCAAGAAGUGAAAAGACGAAUUGUUCUAGGCACGUUCACUUUGAGUGCCGAUGCCAUCGACAACUAUUUCAUCAAAGCACAACGUGUGCGUCGUCUAGUCCAGCAAGACUUCGAUGCUGUCUUUACGGCCAAGCACCCGCUUUUAUCAGCGCAGGGCGCCGACAAAAUAGCAAAAGAAAAUGACGUAGAUGUCAUCAUAUGUCCUACUGCUCCUUCAUCCCCGCCACAACUGUCAGACUUGAUGAGCAAAUCUACCAAGAAAUCGCCCCUGGACGCAUAUGUCGCUGAUGUAUUCACUGUUCCCGCCAGUCUGGCUGGGCUACCUGCAAUUUCAGUCCCUGUGACAGUGUCUGGGGAGAAGGAUGCUGAACUGGCAGGAAUUCAGGUCAUCGGCCAAUAUGGAGACGACCAAUUAGUCAUGAAAGUGGGAGAGAUGUUGGAGGGAAGGCAUUUGGAUUAG